AUGCUCAAUGAAAAUUUGAAAAAACAUUAUAAACCCAAUGAAUCCAUAACUGUAGAUGAACAAUUGUUCCCUUAUAAAGGACAUACAAAAUUUACGCAAUUCAUGCCGUCCAAACCAGCAAAGUAUGGUAUAAAAAUCUUCUGGACAUGCGAUUCUUCAAACGCUUAUCCUCUACAAGGACAAAUUUACACAGGAAAACCAUUAGACGAGCAACGUCAAGUCAAUGUUGGUGAAAAGACGGUCUUAGAUUUGGUACAAUUUUACAAAGGUUCAGGGAGAAAUAUUACUAAAGACAAUUUUUUUACCAGCUUGCAACUGGCUCGAGUUUUAAAUUCGUGGCGUAUGACUUUAGUAGGUACCGUUAGAAAAGAUAAACCAUGGCUACCCUCUAACAUGCAGGCAUCAAAAGAUAGAGCAAUCUUAUCUACAAAUUUUGCAUUUCGUGAAAACGAAACUCUUUGCUCAUACGUGCCCAAAAGAAACAAAUCAGUUGUCUUGUUGUCAUCAAUGCAUGGCACAGCUGAAGUAGAAGAAAAUUUGACAGCUAAGCCGAGUAUUAUCAAAUAUUACAAUAAAACCAAAAGUGGCGUUGACACAAUGGAUAAAAUGGUGACGGAAUAUACAACAAAACGUAGAACAAAUCGUUGGCCGCUUGCGUUAUUUUACAAUAUCACAGAUGUUGCUGCCCUGGCUUCUUACAUUAUAUUUUUGGAACAUAAUGAAAACGUUAGACGCACUGAUAGCCGACGACUUUUUUUGAAAGACCUUGCAAAACAGUUAUGCCUUCCUGCCAUACAGAAUCGCUCCAGCAUUCCAAGAGUGAUGGGACACUACUUUACACGUACUUCAAUUGAAAUUGUACUUGGGCAGGAAUUGUUUCAAGAAGUGGUUGCUGAAGACCACAGUCAGACACCCCGUGACAAAACUGGACGCAUACCCGUAGUAGGCAGUUGCUUUAUUUGCAGAGAAUUGAGUCACAAGCAACGCAAAACUAGAAAAGUUUGUUCGAUUUGUCACAAACCGAUCUGUAAUGAACAUUGUGUAAAUAAACCAACCUGUAACAUUUGUAAACAAAAGGCUCAAUAA
This is a messenger RNA of Parnassius mnemosyne (clouded apollo), 1086 nucleotides long. Lineage: Eukaryota; Metazoa; Arthropoda; Insecta; Lepidoptera; Papilionidae. The record is from the annotation of a GenBank genome assembly.